AUGCCUUGUCCUCGGCUGCCCUGGCUCCGCCGCCACCGAGCCUCCCAGGGCUCGAGCCCGGGUUCCCCAGGUACCUUGUCUGCACCCACGUCCCCUAGCAGAGGUGAAGAAGAGGACGCAGAAGAGGAGGGCGAUGGCACCCCAGCCGACAGCCCCAUCCUGCCCCCCGCAUCUCCCAUGGAGUGCCUUAUCUGUGUGUCACCCUUCGACGGCAUUUUCAAGCUGCCAAAACGCCUGGACUGCGGCCACGUCUUCUGUCUUGAGUGCCUGGCACGCCUGUCGCUGGCUACGGCGGGUGGCGGAGACGCAGUGGCUUGCCCCAUGUGCCGUGCGCCCACACGCUUGGCCCCGCGCCGGGGGCUUCCCGCUCUACCCACGCAGCCAGGUCUGCUGCCUCGCGACGCACGCGCGCCACCACUACGCCAGGGCUCCGUGCGCUUCGAUCGCCGCCGUGGGCUCCUGUACCUGCGGCCACCGCCGCCCUCUCCUGGGCCACGCAAGAGCCGCACCGUGCGUGCCCCGCCGCCUCCACCCCCACUGCGCCUUGGCCGCCCGCUGUCUCGUCGCCUAUCCCUGAGCAGCCCCACAUGGGCCUUCAACGCGGCAGUGGCGCUGGCUGUGCUGGUGGCCGCAGGCCUUGUUGUCUCUGGUGUCUACAUCUUCUUCCUCAUCCCUCAUGUCACCACCUCCGGUCUUGUACGGCCUCAGGUCGUAGCUCUGGGCCCUGAUCCUAGCUUCUGGCAACCACCACGGCCCACGCCAAUAACACCCUGGACCCACAUCUGGAUACCGCGCCCCACAAAGCCUGACCUGGACCCGGAUGAUACCCUGCCAGAGGCUACCAAGGACACGCCACAGCUUGAGGAAGCUGCCAAGGACCCAGUAGAGUCACAGGGGACCCUGGAUACACCUCCUACACCACCUCAGCAAACUCCAAAGACAGAGACUGACCUUGGCUGGAACCUGCAGGCACAGGAUGAUGGGAAAAUGGUGUAACUACAGUAAUAAAUGCCUCAGUGCUCCAGGCCCAGGCUCCCUGCCUGAAGAUAUCUGUGUCAUCCCGGAGGGCAUUAACAGAAAUCUCCAGAUUGGGGACUGGAAAGACACGAAUUCUCUCAAACUACUGUAACCAUUCUACAGGAAUCCGCUGAGAAUGUCUCUGAUUCCCCUGGCCAUCUAGCUGAAGGUACCCUGGCCAAUGACGGCUACUUAUGAACUACAUCCCUGUGUAGGUCUAGUUGAGGUACCCCUGAUUCUCUGUGGAAGUCUAGAUGGCCUCUUCCCUAAUGACAUCUAUACAGGGCUGUGUCAGGGCACCUUAGCCUUCACCUUGACAAGAUGCUGUUAGAAGCCCGCUGAGGGAGACACAUUCCUGGUCAGCCUGGGGAUGAAGGAUCUGGCCCACUCGUCCUUUGGACUCACCAGAAUGGGGCUGGGGCUCCCAUCUUUGGAAUACAAAAUUGUUUACUGUUCUGAUUGUGCACCUUGCUGCCCACAGCCAGUCUGUAAAUUUCAGUACCUGCACACCUGAUCAGGACUGUGUCUUGGAGGGACGGGGUGGCCUGGCUAGGGCUAGGGAUGGCUGUGAUUUUUGAAAACUGCUUCCCAUUUGGGAAGUAAAACCCAAACUGGUCUGGGAGUCUCGAUGUCUCCCCCAGACUUUGGUUUCUGGGACCUAGUCAAUACCUUCUGGGACAGUUGUAGUCAUCAUGAUUGGGAGAGCCAAGGCCUCCCUGUGGCUCAGACAGAAACAUCCAAAGCGGGAGGUCCUGGUCCUCCCUAGAUAAUAUGAGAGAUGCUGGUCCUGUCCUCGCUUGAACCCUUUUAUCCCCCAUUUUUCCCCUUCUCCAGGGCUCCUCCAGCUCUGCCCAGGCUUCCCUCUGUGCCUCAGCUGAAGUC
Molecule: messenger RNA, 1899 nt
Organism: Chionomys nivalis (European snow vole)
Lineage: Eukaryota; Metazoa; Chordata; Mammalia; Rodentia; Cricetidae
Gene: Rnf225
Product: ring finger protein 225
Exons: 1
Coding region: 1-996 (331 amino acids)
Biological process (GO): protein ubiquitination
Molecular function (GO): ubiquitin protein ligase activity
Source: RefSeq, a predicted model, not a curated record